CGGCAGGACCUAGGCAUUUUGUUUUUCCGGUACUUUAAAAACGCGCCGAGUAACUUUCAGCUGGUCGUGACUUGGAGCUGAUGGGGGACGAAAAAGACACCUGGAAGGUUAAAACACUCGAUGAAAUUUUGCAAGAGAAAAAACGCAGACGAGAGCUUGAAGAGAAGACCGAACCCAAGCGCUUGAAAAACACGGAUGAUCGGGAAUCCAAACGUGACACUCCAGAAGAAGGAGAAUUACGGGACCACAGGAUGGAAAUAACAAUACGCAACUCUCCAUACAUAAGGGAAGACUCAACAGAAGACAGAGGAGAGGAAGAUGACUCGCUAGCCAUAAAACCUCCUCAGCAGAUGUCCAGAAAAGACAAGUCAUACCACAGGAAAGAAGAGAAGCGGAAGGAUAAGAGGAGACGCAGGAGCCACUCUACAGAAGGAGUAGGAAAGCACACCCGUGUCAAGGACAAAGAAAAGGAACGGGAGAACGAAAGGAGGAAGCGACAGUGGCAGGAGGACAACAAAGUUCGCAGGGACUAUGAACGACAGAAGCGGCGGGAUCAGGCCAGGGCUCACUCUCGCAGGGAGAGGGACCGUCUGGAGCAGCUGGAACGCCAGCGUGAGAGGGAGAGGAAGGUGCGUGAACAGCAACAAAAAGAGCAAAGAGAGCAGCGCGAGCAGAAAGAGAGGGAAAGGAGGGCUGAGGAGAGGCGCAAGGAGCGAGAGGCACGGCGAGAAGGUCCUCCUUCCCACCACCGAGGCAGCGCCCUGGAGGAUUAUGGAGACAAAGCCAAGUCUAGGCACCGCAGCCGUAGCCGGAGUCCCGUUCGUCUACAGAGAGAGCAAAGACCGGAGAGCAGUGAACAGCGGCGACCAGUGAAAGAAGAGAAGCAAGAGGAUUUACUGGCUGAUCUUCAGGAUAUCAGUGACAGUGAGCGAAAGACAAGUACAGCAGAGUCUUCAAUUGGCUCAGCUUCUGGUUCGGAGGAAGAAGAGGAGGACGACGACGAAGAAGAAGAGUCCAGCAGCCAGAGUGAAGAAAAUGAAGAGGGAGAGUCAGGAUCAGACUCUGAAGGAUCUGAUCAGAGUGCAGAAGACGUGAGUGAAGAGGAGCAAUCCGAAGAAGAGGAAGACGAAAGAGAGAAUGGCAAUCACAUACCUACUGUACCAGAGUCACGGUUCGAUCAUGAUUCAGAGGAGAGUGUCGAGGACGACGAGGGUGAGGAAAUAGACGCGGGAGACGUGACCCCUCAGUCUCAUUCUCAAUCAGCCACACCAGAGGAAAAUUACGUCCCAGAUUCACCACCAGUCUCACCUGUCGAGCUGAAAAAAGAGCUGCCCAAAUAUCUGCCUGCGUUACAGGGCUGCCGUAGCGUGGAGGAAUUCCAGUGUCUGAACCGUAUAGAGGAAGGCACAUAUGGGGUGGUAUACAGAGCCAAGGACAAGAAAACUGAUGAGAUCGUAGCUCUUAAAAGGCUGAAGAUGGAGAAAGAGAAAGAGGGAUUUCCAAUCACCUCUCUCCGAGAGAUCAACACUAUCCUGAAAGCCCAACAUCCCAACAUCGUCACUGUCAGGGAGAUUGUUGUGGGCAGUAAUAUGGAUAAGAUCUACAUAGUGAUGAAUUACGUAGAACAUGACCUAAAGAGUCUUAUGGAAACUAUGAAACAGCCCUUCCUACCAGGUGAAGUGAAGACACUGAUGAUUCAGCUACUAAGAGGAGUUCGCCAUCUCCAUGACAACUGGAUCCUACAUCGUGAUCUUAAGACCUCCAACCUGUUGCUGAGCCACAAGGGCAUUUUAAAGAUUGGCGAUUUUGGACUGGCACGAGAGUAUGGAUCCCCAUUGAAGCCUUACACACCUGUGGUGGUCACACUGUGGUACCGUGGCCCAGAGCUUCUUUUGGGGGCGAAGGAAUACUCCACAGCUGUGGACAUGUGGUCAGUGGGCUGCAUAUUUGGUGAGCUACUGACCCAAAAACCACUCUUCCCGGGCAAGUCAGAAAUUGACCAGAUCAACAAAAUAUUUAAGGACCUCGGCUCUCCCAGCGAGAAGAUUUGGCCAGGAUACAACGAGCUGCCUGCGGUGAAGAAGAUGACUUUUACAGAAUAUCCCUAUAACAACCUGCGCAAGCGCUUCGGAGCUCUGCUCUCAGACCAAGGCUUUGACCUCAUGAACAAAUUCCUUACCUACUGCCCAGCCAAGAGGAUCAGUGCAGACGAGGCUUUGAAGCACGAGUAUUUUCGGGAAUCGCCACUCCCCAUCGAGCCCUCCAUGUUCCCAACUUGGCCGGCGAAGAGCGAACAGCAGCGGGUGAAAAGAGGAACAAGCCCCCGACCCCCAGAGGGAGGCCUGGGCUACAGCCAGCUGGGUGAUGACGAUCUGAAAGACACUGGCUUCCACUUGACGACAGCCAACCAAGGACUGUCCAAGUCAGGCCCAGGAUUCAGUCUGAAGUUCUGAGGUAAAAGGCCAGAGGCUUGGGAUUUUAAUGCUCUUUGUGGCACUAAUGCCAGGACUCGGUUUGAAAGAGACUCCCUGAAAGCUGACCCAAUUUUUCCUCAGAGGCUCCUUCACGCAAACUGUUAAAAACAGUCCGAAGACAGAGACCUUCAAGUUCUAUCUGUUCAUCUACUCCUGGCAGUUAGAGGCGAUGAACUGCUCCUCCGUCACACUUAAUCCCAAAUUGGGGUUCUGGCUUCUGAUGUAAUUGAAUUUUUUUUUCUUUCUCUUGCUCAAUUUUUUCAGUCAUUUACUGCUGUUUGUCCCGUUUGUAGUUGAGUUUCAGCUUCCACUCUAUUCCACCAAGCAGGAUCAUUACGGAUUUUGAUUUUCGCAUGUUUUUUUUACGCGACAGACAAAGGACUGUUCAAUUUUAAAACUGCAUUCCAGCCUACACAUACUGGAUUCAUAACUGGAGUUGUGUAAUGAUGCAGUUUGCCAAAACCGCCGGUCAUUGACGCAGGUGAUAUUGUGUUGUAAGAAAUAAACUAUUUCCAAGUCUA
Hemibagrus wyckioides is the source of this 2995-nucleotide messenger RNA. It is a transcript of the gene cdk11b, whose product is annotated as cyclin dependent kinase 11B. Gene Ontology annotation, molecular function: cyclin-dependent protein serine/threonine kinase activity; ATP binding. The record is from RefSeq and is a predicted model, not a curated record. NCBI's taxonomy places the organism in Eukaryota, Metazoa, Chordata, Actinopteri, Siluriformes, Bagridae. The transcript is spliced from 19 exons. The coding region runs from base 81 to 2453 and encodes 790 amino acids. Gene Ontology annotation, biological process: regulation of mitotic cell cycle; protein phosphorylation. Gene Ontology annotation, cellular component: nucleus.